UUGUUUCUCUCAAUUGCGUAAAAGCGUUUUUUGGAACGUCCCUAUUUCAGAACAACAAUAAUUGAAAGCGUAAAUACGUUUGCAGAACAUCUGAUCAUUUAUUGCAGUUGUACCUUGAUUGAAUACCUCAGACUCCUUAAAAAAAAUAAUUGUCAUAAAUGAAUAGAAAAUUCACUGUAAGGUGUUUUGAGAAAUGGUUACAGAUGUGUUCACUCUUUCCGACAAUCCGUAAAUACUGGAGCACAACAUUUGAAAUGUCUCUUUCAGUGUGACAUCAGGUACAAUAUAGGGAACGAUCUAGGUGAAGAGGACUAUCAAAGUAUAACGAUUUUUUACAAUAUUGUGCACAUGCAGAGAAUGAAUUUGGGUUACCUCUACUUCUAAGUAACUUUGGGACCUCCUAUGUCAUCCUCUCCAACAUUGUGAGCAUCCAUUACAGAGCUUUGUUUUAGUGUGGAUUGAGAUCUACAUUCAUAUCAGAUGUGUUCUUCCAGUGUAUUCACCUUUCCUUAUUUCUAUGUUGGAUUGUGUUUCAGCUUGCAGAUGGAAAGUCUUCAAACCUAUGAACAGACUUUGUACUGAAUACAUGUAACGGAAUUGAAUUGUGAUGAUACUGAUGAAUGAAUCCUGCGCACAAUGUGCCUUCUUUUCCAUUUUCUUUUUGAUCAGGAAUUAUAUUUGUUUUAAUGUGUGUUCAAUUGUUUGGUGAAAUAAGCUUAAAAGCAGAGUAAUUUCUAAUAUCCUAUAAUGCUGCAUCUUUUGAUGAAUAUAUUUAUGUUUUGAGAAAGCACCAACAUUUUUUAAAUGUUUUUACUGUUUUCAAAAGACCACAGAGUUCUGUGUCUUUAGAACACGGUUUUGAAAAUCAACAUUGUUCCAAGAAAUGCUUGUACGCCAUUGAGAAAAACUGUAACUCAUCAUCUUCGACAUUGUGACCUUCCAUUACGAGCUUUGCUUUGGUGUUGGCUGAGGCCUAUCCAUUCAUAUCAGCAGUUCUCCACUGUACUCACCUGUCCUUAUUUCUACUGGGGAUUGUCUUUCUGCUUGGUGGUGGAAAGUCUACCAACCUGUCAGCAGAGCAGCCUACGUAUUGAAUACAUUGGAUUGUGAUCAUACCAAUGAAUGAAUGCUGCACAAAAUGUACUUAUUUUACAUGUUAUUUUGAUUCAGGAAGGAUAUAUAAUUUGAUGUGUAUGACAUUGUUUGGUAAAAUAUGCAUAAAAGGUGAGCAUUUGCCCAUAAUUAUGCAUCAUUUAAUAGUAUUCUGAGCAUCAUGAUUUAGUGACUGCAAAUAAAAUCUAUUGAUUAAAUGUGAGGCAACUUGAGGCAAAAGGUAUAUAUGGCUGUGAUAAUCUUCUUGCAGGCAGUCAUGUUCUUUGGAAGAAUGUAUUUGCCAUUUUGGCAGUAUAGUUUUGAUGAUGUAUUUGCUUUUUGAGAAGGCAACUACAUAUGCAUUUACUAUUUUGCAAAAGGCUACAGAGUUCUGUGACUGUUUUGAAAAUGGGCAACAUUGUUCCAAAAAAAUGCUUGUACAUGAUUGAGAAACUCUAACUGAUCUUUUAUAACCCAAGGUAACAGUGAUACACAAACUGUCUCUUUAUACGUAUUCCCUUAAGUACAAUAACAGCGAUACUGGGUGCACAUCCAGGUGGAACACCUAAACCAGAAGAGGUCCAGAUUCCUGAAGAAAACAUACGACGUUAUAUAAAAACACAAGUCACUCAUGACAUCAUGCUACUGAAGCUGCCUAAGGCAUACCCUCAGUUCACUACCAUUCAGCUUCCUCCUUCUACAUGCCAGACACCUGAGUUGAAGGAGAAUGUGAGAAUUGCAGGCUGGAGUUACACAGAAGAUGGUAGAAAGCCAGAGAAACUACAGUGUUCAAAACCAGGAGACCUCCAAGUCACUGAGUGUUACCCCACAGAAGAUGCUCAAACCAAAAUUCAAAAGCGAUUCUGCGCAGCAGCUCCAGGGAAGAUGGACGCCUGCCAUGGGGACUCUGGAGGAAGUCUGAUGAACACAGAAGGCCACCUGUAUGGUGUGACCUCACAGGGUAGUAAAACAGAGUGUAAAGUUCCAAUCAACUUCAUGGAUGUUUGCAAGUACCGAGAAUGGAUAAUGGAAGAAAUCAAUAAAGAUACUUCAUUGAAUAGUGAGUAAACAAAUGAUGUACUCCAAAUAAAAGGUCUUCUCAGAUCUCCAGAU
Molecule: messenger RNA, 2205 nt
Organism: Oncorhynchus keta (chum salmon)
Lineage: Eukaryota; Metazoa; Chordata; Actinopteri; Salmoniformes; Salmonidae
Product: serine protease 3-like
Exons: 4
Coding region: 1732-2160 (142 amino acids)
Biological process (GO): proteolysis
Molecular function (GO): serine-type endopeptidase activity
Source: RefSeq, a predicted model, not a curated record